GAGCGCGGCAGCGGAGCGCGGCGCCGCCGCGGGUGUGGGCGCGCCGGGAGCCCCGCACGGCGGCCCGGGGGCGGCGGGCGGCACCGCCUGGCCGGCCGGGGGGCGCGCCGGCCCCUGCGCGCCCCGCACCGCGGCCCGGCCCGCCGAGAGAUGGCGGAUUCCUAUACCUGCAAAGGUGGAAGGAAAGCUGCAGGCUCUAACAAACCUGCUGCCAGCAAAGAAAGCAGGACAGAGACAAGGAUAAACCCGCCAGCAGAGCUGCCCAAGCUGGAAAAUGCGACCAGUGACAAAACUGAAGGCAGGAAGAAAGGACGACCCAAGGCUGAGAAUCAGGCACUGAAAGACAUCCCUCUCCCCCUGAUGAAUCAGUGGAAGGAUGAAUUCAAAGCCCACUCCAGGGUGAAAUGUCCCAAUUCAGGCUGCUGGCUGGAGUUCCCCAGCAUUUAUGGCUUGAAGUACCACUAUCAGCGCUGCCAAGGGGGUGCGAUCUCGGAGAAGCUGACCUACUCGUGCUCGUACUGUGAAGCUGCCUUCACCUCCAAAACCCAGCUGGAAAAGCAUCGGCUCUGGAAUCACUUGGACCGGCCAGUGCCAACCAGCAAAGCAGAAAACAAAGUGCCCAAGGCCAUUGGGAAGAGCAGUGGAAAGAAAAGAGCUGCUGAGAGUUCAGCUUGCCCCACCAUCCAUCCCAAACAGCCAAAGACGGAAAAAGCUGUGGCCCAGGAGCACACGGAGAAUGGCGAGUGCCUGGCGGAGAGCCGGGAGAGCAAAGAGUUCCAGAUCGCAGCGGCCGAGGCGAUGGCAGCUGCCACCCCCACGGCCAAGUCCUCGAGCGGGAAGGACGCCGGGCAGCAGCGGGGCAGCCAGGCCUCGCUGCAGGAGGAAGACCCCGAGAGGAUGAAGCACAGAAGGAAACAGAAAACUCCUAAGAAGUUUACGGGGGAGCAGCCAUCCAUCUCGGGGACAUUUGGACUGAAAGGUCUUGUCAAAGCAGAGGACAAGGCAAAAGCCCAUCGAGCCAAGAAGUUGGAGGGAAACACCAGUAUGGAGGAGCUGAAAAAGAAAUCUCCAGGAGUUGCUGUGAAGAAGGAAACUGCUGUGCACCUACCAGCAGCAAACCCGGAGGACCAGUGGCAGCGGGAGAUCAGCGAGAAGGGGGAAGUCUCCUGUCCAACCUGCAGUGUUAUAACCAGGAAAACUAUUGUGGGGCUCAAAAAGCACAUGGAUGUCUGCCAGAAACUGCAGGAUGCCUUGAAGUGUCAGCACUGCAAAAAGCAGUUCAAGUCUAAAGCUGGGCUGAAUUACCACACCAUGGCUGAACACGUCAGCAAGCCUGUUCCUGUGGAAACCACUGGACUUGGUGAACAGGAAGAGCGGGAAAGGCUGAGGAAAGUGCUAAAGCAGAUGGGAAAACUGAAAUGCCCCAAUGAGGGCUGCGUGGCCAACUUCUCCAGCCUGAUGGGUUACCAGUACCACCAGAAGCGGUGUGGGAAGCAGCUCACUGAGGCCGACAAGCCUGUUUUCAGCUGUCCACACUGCAGCAAGAAGUACAAAUCCAAGGCUGGCCAUGACUACCAUGUGCGGUCAGAACACACGGCCUCGGUGAGCCCCCCGGAUGCUUCCGCAGCCCGAGGAGCCGGGCCACCUCCCCCUGGGGGGGACUGCAGAGCUGCUGUGGAGCCCGUGGGCAGGACAGAGCCGGGCAGGGCCGGGCCGGGCAAGCCUCCGGAGGAGCCAGAGGUGAAGCAGGAGCCUGCUCCCAUAGAAGAUUUCGAGAGGACCCCGAGCGGCCGCAUCCGUCGGACAUCGGCCCAGGUAGCCGUCUUUCACCUCCAGGAGAUAGCGGAGGAUGAGCUCGCCAGGGAUUGGACCAAGCGGAGGAUGAAGGAUGACCUGGUGCCUGAAACGAAGCGGCUCAAUUACACCCGACCAGGGCUUCCAAAGCUCAAUCCCAGGCUGCUGGAAAACUGGAAGAACGAAGUGAAGGAGAAGGGCCGCAUCAACUGUCCCAACAAUUUCUGCGAAGCCAUUUACUCCAGCGUCUCGGGGCUGAAAGCUCACCUGGCCAACUGCAACAAGGGAGACCACUUGGUGGGCAAGUACCGCUGCCUCCUGUGCCAGAAGGAGUUCAGCUCCGAGAGCGGCGUCAAGUACCACAUCAUCAAGGCUCACUCAGAGAACUGGUUCCGAACCUCCUCAGAGGCCAGCCGGAAAAAGAAAAACAGGGAACAGCUUUCUUCCAGCAAAGAGGAGAAAAAGAAAAGCACAAACGGGAAGAAAAGAGGGAGGAAACCCAAGGAGAGGCCUCCAGAAAUGUCUCCAAAGGGCAAAGAAAGCGUGGCAGCAAAGACUAAUCACAAGAAAACCCUCGAGCACUGGGAAGGCUCCCGGGGCAGCCCCGAGGGGGACGAGCAUGUCCCCAAGCCCCCAGGCCAGCGGAAGGGAGGAGCCAGCAAGAUGCCUGAGAAAUGAGCAGCUCAGAGACUCACGUCCAAGGAUUCGUUUACAGCCCAGGGUAACAGGGUGGGGGUCUCUCCCGGUUUUAUGUCCUCUCCUACCCAUUCCACCUCCCUUCCCCCCACCCUCCUCUCACCCUCUUUUUACAAAAAGAAAGGAAAAAAAAGAAAAAAAAAAAGACAGAAAA
Molecule: messenger RNA, 2644 nt
Organism: Pseudopipra pipra
Lineage: Eukaryota; Metazoa; Chordata; Aves; Passeriformes; Pipridae
Gene: ZNF512B
Product: zinc finger protein 512B
Exons: 17
Coding region: 151-2472 (773 amino acids)
Molecular function (GO): zinc ion binding
Source: RefSeq, a predicted model, not a curated record